This is a messenger RNA of Pelodiscus sinensis (Chinese soft-shelled turtle), 704 nucleotides long. NCBI's taxonomy places the organism in Eukaryota, Metazoa, Chordata, Testudines, Trionychidae. The record is from RefSeq and is a predicted model, not a curated record.
UUAUCCACCUACAUGAAAGAGGCUUUUUUUGCUGACGCUUUCCUGCUGGGAGCUGAAUGCUGCUUGAAUCAUCCAUCCGGGGCGACGUGUGCUAAUAGAGACUCUCCUCAGGCUCCUCGCUGGUGGAACACAGACACUCCUGCGGUCCAGAGAGCUCCCUUGCGAUCACACCUUGAAGAUGCUUUUCCCUGAAGGCUUUCUCAAGCUCCGUGAUGGUUUCCAGGAAGGUGGUGGCUUCUCUGCUGGUGGUGUACGUGGCAGCCAUGCUGGCUGGGCAGACUGAAGGCUACCUAGCCUUCUUCACGCGCAGCGACAUCGAGAGGAUGCAGGAGAGGGAGAGGAACAAAGCGCAGAAGAAAUCCCUGAUGCUGCAGAAGCGAUCGGAAAGCGGAGACGUGACCGAGCUCUCGGCAGAGAGCGUGGCCGAGGGCGAGAUCGUCACGCUGACUGCCCCUGGAGAAACUAGCAUGCGGCACAGUGCUGGGCAGCUGGAGAAAUACCAACAUGUCCUGAAGGAGCUGCUAACUGAGAUGCUACUGGAUGCUCAAAAUGUUAACUGAUGUCCUCAGAACCAGAAGAGCAGAGCGAUGCUGCUUUCUAGACAAUAGGUUGACGCUUCUGUACACCUACAUCUGUAAAGCGUUUCAAAAGAGAAAAAAAAAAAUCUAAGGGGAACUAAUAAAACAUGCAGUUGAAUAAAAUAA